Pleurotus ostreatus (oyster mushroom) is the source of this 1722-nucleotide messenger RNA. RefSeq lists its product as uncharacterized. The record is from RefSeq and is a predicted model, not a curated record. Bases 1 to 1722 code for a protein of 573 amino acids. The transcript has 19 exons. Gene Ontology annotation, biological process: developmental process. NCBI's taxonomy places the organism in Eukaryota, Fungi, Basidiomycota, Agaricomycetes, Agaricales, Pleurotaceae.
AUGGAAUCCACUUCGCAGCCUUAUACAAUUCUUCGAAUCAAGCGCAAGAGGAAUGAAGAGCCCCUCGAUGCACUUGUGGUCGAGUCUGCUACUCCUCGAAAGAAGUCACGAGGGGGCAUGGGCAUGUUUCAGUUUGCGCAAACCGUUGAAGCGGAGGCAUGGGAGGAUGAAGCACGGAGGAAGGCCCUGCAGGAAGAAAUACAACGACUGGCGAGAGAGAAUGCCUCCAAGACAUAUGAGGCGCCCCAGACGCUACCUUCUUCACCUCCUCGACCUCCCGUAACCGAAACUCGAAGGUACACCAUCGUAAACGCCCAAGAGCAAGAACCGGAACGCGGCCGAUUGCCCACCAGCCCACCUGUCGUCGUUUCUUCCAAGAACGUUCCUUCCAAAAGCCCAGAGAUCAAGCUGUACGAUGCGGUUGUAUCCAAUGAUGUGCCGGACGCCGAUCCAGAGAUGGAGAAGUUCCUCCCCAUGAUUCGCGAUUACCUCACCCUUCAUGACAUACCCAUGGACGCCGAUACGCGGAAUACUAGUGCCCCUCAGGAAUCGGACGAUUAUGUGUGGGAUGUGUUCUACCAUCGGCCAGCUUCGCUCAGCGAGUGGAAUCAUGUGGCAGCCAAUGUUGGAACAUUAACUGGUCUUCCUCCAUCUCUCAAUGACCCCUUCGAUUCUGAUGAUUCUGAUGAAGUCCCUGACGAGGCUGACGAAGACUCAAACGCGGAAGAGUACUUUACGAACGACUAUCCGGAUGAAGAGGAGUCUACGGACGAUGAUGGUGGCAGUGAUGCCUUCCACGAGUCGUCCGACCAUGAAUUGCUGCGACCCGAUCUCUGCAAAGGUCCCAACGCCACACACCCCUUCCUUACGAUUGGUAUUACAGAUGCUUUCCUCCGACUACCUAGAAGCGGCAUCGCUGAGUAUGAUAAAUUCUUCGCCUACUUCUCGUGCCAAACUCAUCAGCAUGACUUCCCCGUCGAAGCCAUUCUCUUCUACGACUUUUUCUUGACGCUGGGCAUCCUCGUCUUCAGGACCGCGGCCCUCUACAAUAAUGAUCGUCGCGUUAAAUAUGGAUUGGGCUUCUUGAUAUUUCUCAUGGCCGCCAACGGUGUUGUCCAGUGGUGUAUCUACGGCUUUGGAGUCUCCCAAGUGAAUCAAGAUGUCGUAGAGAAUGGUCCUAUGAAGCGGGAUUGCUUUCUUCCAUUUGGAGAUAAUCAAGGCAUUGAAUUUGCCUGUGAUUGGACAUUGCUACUGGUAUUGGAUACCACAGUAUUUUUUCUAACGAUCAGAAAAACGCUCCCAAUGGUGAUGAAUGAGCCCUCUGGAAGGUCUAACCUGUGGGCAGCGCUGCUACGAGAUGGUUCAUUUCCACGAUAUGAUCGCCGUGUGGCUAGACUUCUGUCCACUUCAAACAUGGCCAACAUACUCGUGAUGUUGCUGUCCCCUCCAUAUCUGAAGACUCUAUUCCCCAUCUUUGUCAACACCCUAUCUAGUGCCUUAAUAUCGCGCCCCGUGUUGAAUCUUCGGGACCCAUGUCUUCGCAACUCAAAUAAAACACCAAAUGCCGUCACCCCGCCGCUGCAUGUCGAACGACCGACUGCAAACAACGACGACGACUUAGAGCGAGGAACACCCAGAAACCCAACAGCCCAAGAAGUCGCGAACGCAAUUAGGACAUUCCGAGCCAGUGGGCACGGCUCAAGUCCAUCCCAGUUUCCAUAA